AUGGCUCGCCAUUUCGUCCGUUCGUUUGUCAUUGCUGCGGCGCUCAGCCCCUUCGUUAAUGCUGGGCCAUGCCGCCCCUCUUCGAGCUCAGUGGCGGUCGUUACGACUAUUUCUGAGACCAGUGUCGCGACUGGUUCUGCUACGACCCACACGAAGGAGUCAAGCUUGACUGAGUCUUUGUCUGGUGCCUCAACCGAGACUUCUGUCACUGUUAGUGAGAGUGCCUCAGCCACUGGUACUUCCACUGAGACCAGCCUCACUGUUAGUGAGAACGAAUCUACCACCGAGUCGGCUUCCGCGACCUCAACUGAGACCACUCUCGCUACCAGCAAGACGGAGUCUGGUUCCACCAGCGCCGAGCAGUCGACCACCACGGGUUCUGCUAUCCCAACUGACAUUACCACUACUGCCAGUGAGAGCGACUCAUCCACCGGCACCACCCUAGCUGCCACUACCUCGACUGAGUGUACGGAGCCGGAGCCGCCUGUCUAUGAUGACCCCUUCACUCACUACACCACUGAGGAGGCCGCCGCGACUACAUCUGAAGCCGCUACCACCACCGAAGCUGUUAGCAUUGUCCCGAGAAACUUCAUUCGAAGAGGUCACCCAGAGAUAUUUGUCAGGGAUGCCACCAGUGAUGCGGCUCCCGACAACAGUGAGGAUGCUACCACUACUACCGCAGAUGCUACCUCCACUACCGAGGACGCUACAACAACUACUGGAGAAGCCACUACUUCCGGGGAAGUCACCACCUCCGGAGAAGCCACUUCUACUGGCGAGACGACUGCCACUUCUGAAGACACCACUGCCACCACUGAAGGUCCUACCACCACAACAGAAGAGGCUACCACUACUACUGAGGAGACUACCACUGCUUCCGAGACUGCUACCGGUUGCAUUAACAACAUGGAGAGACCAACACCUGAGGGUGCCGUCUGCGGAUCAAGAGGAUGGGUUCAGGGCACUUCCAACGAUUGGAGAUACUUGGGCGAAGGUCCAAAUACCUCUGUUCUCGAUUGCUACACGGCCUGCCAGCAAAAGAGUAACUGUGUGACAUUCCUUUACGAGAAAAACGCCCAGUGCAGUCUCUAUAUGGGUACUGUCACUCAGCUCAGCUCCGACCGAACUGCUGUCAAGACAUAUGAGACGCGCUGCUUCUGCGACACCGGCAUUGAGCCAGCUCCGACCUGCUCAUACAGUGAUCCAUUUUCCAACGGCGGUUUCGAGGACGGUACAUUGAAUCCGUGGGUAGAGGAUCCUAACCCUGGUGGCUAUGACCCCGUCUACUCCAAAGUCGUUCCUGGCGGCGAGGGUGGUUCGUCGUAUCAUUUCCAAACCGGCCAGUUCGAUUUCGACAAGAGCCUCUGGCUGUACCAAGACAUCGAGGCAUGCCCUGGUACCACAUUUACCUGCAGCUACAGCUGGUGGUGGAAUGAGUACUACGCCAUCCGGCAAAAUGAUGGGAGUCAUUUGGUUCCGUAUGUUCACGUUUAUCAAGGUGACACCAACCUGGUUGGGGAAAGGUGGCCUACAGGGAAGGACCAGACCAAGACGUGGGUUCCCGCCGAGUUUACUUUCACAAUGCCCAGAAGUGGCUCAACGAGAAUUUGGUUUGUUGCUAGCAGUCCCCAGGGUGAAUGGAUCAACACUAGCGAUGACCCUUGUAACCCCAACUGGGUUCACCGACCUAACUGGUUCGCACUGGACUCGGUAUCUUGCCGCAGCUAG
Fusarium subglutinans is the source of this 1728-nucleotide messenger RNA. RefSeq lists its product as uncharacterized. The transcript has a single exon. Bases 1 to 1728 code for a protein of 575 amino acids. The record is from RefSeq and is a predicted model, not a curated record. NCBI's taxonomy places the organism in Eukaryota, Fungi, Ascomycota, Sordariomycetes, Hypocreales, Nectriaceae.